CCUGAAGCCGCAUUAAAGCCAGCUUAGUCAACAAUGGCCCUCCAACGGUUCCUGUGCUUUUUCUCUGUGAUGAUCAUUCUUUUUGGCAAAGAUGUUCAUUCACAGCCACCUGGUGUUCCUCCACAGCAGCCUGCAUGUGGCAGGGUUAUUAAAAAUGGCAGAAUCGUAGGAGGGGAAGCUGCAGCCCCUGGAAGUUGGCCCUGGCAGGCAUCUUUAUACAAUUCUGGCUCUUUUGCGUGUGGAGGGUCCCUAAUCACCGACCAGUGGGUGCUGACAGCUGCUCACUGCAGUACGCCUGAUGAACCCAUCACAGAUGUGAAGCUGGGCCAAAACACCCAGAAUGGUUCAAACCCAAAUGAGGUUACUAGGACAGUUGCAGACACCAUCUGCCAUCCCGACUACAACAAUUCAACAUAUGAGAACGACAUAUGCCUCCUGAAGCUGUCGGCUCCUGUGAAUUUCACAGACUACAUUCAGCCAGUCUGCUUAGCCUCAGCAGGCAGCACUUUCAACAAUGGGACCAGCAGCUGGGUCACUGGCUUUGGUGCCCUAUCAAGUGAUGGCCCCAGCCCAGACACUCUGCAGGAGGUGAAUGUACCAAUUGUGGGAAACAAUGAGUGCAAAUGCGACUUACAAAACUUCAAGGAAAUCACAGAUAACAUGAUCUGUGCUGGACUGAAAGAGGGUGGAAAGGAUUCAUGUCAGGGAGACUCGGGGGGACCACUCGUGACAAAAAACUAUACUGACAUCUGGAUCCAGAGUGGAGUUGUGAGUUUUGGUGAUGGCUGCGCUGAACCUCUGAAACCUGGAGUCUACGCUCGUGUGUCCCAGUACCAAAACUGGAUCAAGGAGACUGUCACCGGAAGAGCACCAGGCUUUGUUCGCUACACCUCUUUGGGCCCUGACAGUGAUUUAGACUUCAUCUGCCCCACACCAGAGAUUCUUACUACUUUCCCUACUGAUUACCCUCCAUUCACUUACCCUACCGGUGACCCUCCUUUCACUUACCCCACCAUUGACCCUUUCUGUGGUGAUUUGUUUUGCAGUGGUGAAAACCUGAUCCACUUCACUCACUUCACCUCACUCUGUGUUCUUGUUGUGUUGCUGAAAGUGUUUGUUUGAAGUGGAGAAAUUUAACUCCAAGUCUGAACUGGAAAUUAGAGGUAAAUGUUGCAUUUUUGAUUCACGCAAUCGAGUUUCUCUUUUUUUUUUUUUUUACAAACUAUCUGAUAAAAUUUUGAUAUGUGAAACUAUCAUUUUAAUUAACAAAUCAAAAAACAUAAUUAAUUCUAAAGAAAUGAGAUGAAAUGUUAAUAUUUUAUUCUUGGGCUUCUUUCCAUUGUUUGAUCAAAAUAAGAUACAGCUUAAAUAAAACAUAUCCAAAUCUUGA
Messenger RNA from Oreochromis niloticus (Nile tilapia), 1390 nucleotides. RefSeq names its product serine protease 27-like. Gene Ontology annotation, biological process: proteolysis. Gene Ontology annotation, molecular function: serine-type endopeptidase activity. Bases 34 to 1122 code for a protein of 362 amino acids. NCBI's taxonomy places the organism in Eukaryota, Metazoa, Chordata, Actinopteri, Cichliformes, Cichlidae. The record is from RefSeq and is a predicted model, not a curated record. The transcript has 7 exons.